Molecule: messenger RNA, 1176 nt
Organism: Nelumbo nucifera (sacred lotus)
Lineage: Eukaryota; Viridiplantae; Streptophyta; Magnoliopsida; Proteales; Nelumbonaceae
Product: cytokinin riboside 5'-monophosphate phosphoribohydrolase LOG5-like
Biological process (GO): cytokinin biosynthetic process
Cellular component (GO): nucleus; cytosol
Molecular function (GO): hydrolase activity, hydrolyzing N-glycosyl compounds
Source: RefSeq, a predicted model, not a curated record
GUCAUUUACGUAGAAGAAGCCUCUCUCUUUCCUUUUUGUCUUCAUUCCCACUUCUCUCAUUAAUUUGGAGUCCACAAUCCCAUAUAUAUAUAUAUAUAUAUUACUCAUUGUUCCUUCCGUUUAUAGCAGGCAGUCCUACUGGGUGUGAAAAAUCAGAGAGAGAGAGAGCAAAGAGAAAUCUCAUAAUGGAUAUGGAGGAGAAAACUGUGAAGUCUAGGUUCAAGAGGGUUUGUGUUUUCUGCGGAAGCAGUACUGGUAAACGAGACUGCUAUCGGGAUGCUGCCCUUGAAUUAGGGCAAGAGCUGGUCUCGAGAAGGUUGGAUCUAGUUUAUGGAGGCGGAAGCAUUGGGUUAAUGGGGUUGGUUUCUCAAGCUGUUCAUCGCGGCGGAGGACAUGUUUUAGGGAUCAUUCCCAAGACCCUGAUGUGCAAAGAGAUAACUGGAGAAACAGUAGGAGAGGUAAAACCUGUAGCAGACAUGCACCAAAGGAAAGCGGAGAUGGCCCGCCAUUCUGAUUGUUUUAUUGCCUUGCCAGGUGGCUACGGAACCCUCGAGGAGUUAUUGGAGGUCAUCACCUGGGCUCAGCUUGGCAUCCAUGACAAGCCUGUGGGUUUGCUGAACGUGGACGGGUACUACAAUUACCUGCUGACCUUCAUCGACAAAGCUGUGGACGAUGGCUUUAUCAUGCCUUCUCAGCGGCAUAUAAUUGUCUCUGCUCCAAAUGCGAAAGAGCUCGUUCAGAAACUUGAGGAGUACGUGCCUGUGCACGAUGGAGUCAUCGCCAAGGCGAGGUGGGAAGUUGAACAGGUGGAGUUUAAUGCGUCCUUGCAGACUGAAAUCGCCCGCUAAACAACGUCAAGAACAAGAAAAUUAUAUAUAUUUAUAUACCUUUUGGCUCUUUUUUUUUUUCUUUUGGUUUAAAUUUUCUGUUGAACCCUUGAAGCUGAAUCAGUUUCUGUAUGUAAAAUUGUAGAUGGGAUCUGAAAAGAAAAGAGAGGAAAGAAGGAAAAUCGUAGUAGGAUUGGUUGGGGAGGAGGAAAGGAAAAAGAAAUUGUAUUUUGGGGAUUUAAGAUGGACUUUUGAGUAUUUUUUCAGUUUCUUUUUCUCCGUUAGCAUGUAAAAAGGAACAAACAAGUAGCAAAAACAAAUACAGCAGCAGCUUUAUUCUCUGUUUCUC